CAGCAUAUCACCUCAAUCAGCAUUGAGCCCGGUGUAAGGUCGAGGUAACCCUACUGACGCAUAUGCUGUUUUCUUCUCCAAAACUGGAGACGGAAAAUAAUUACUUGCACGUGACUUCUAUACAGAAACUUUUAGUCGGGUUCGGAAGCUGUCUCGUUUCACCACGGCGGCGCUUUAUCAGAACCACGAUUUUACAGUUUGCCGACUACCUGUAUUUACAACACAAUUACUGGAUUUUAUUAGCUAAUUUGGCUACAUCCACUGACUGUGAAAAAAGCGACUGUUUACAAGAUUGCAAGCCAGCGACCGACAUAGCUAUCCAGAUGCCGAGCCGAGUUAGCAACUUGAAGCGGCGAAAGGGGAUGUGCGCUGUUUCCUCAAGCAGGGUCCAUCUCGAGGUGAAGAGUUCAGAUAAGAGUUCAGGGAAGAGGAGGCAUGUUAAAAAAAUGAAAAUUGAAGACUCAAAAACAGAAAUGGCCCUGAAUGACUGGAUGGUUGGUGGUUGUAGGGAGUCAACAAGCAUUUCUGAGAGGCUCAGCUGCGAUGGUUGUGAGAGGCCUGAAAAGACAAGCUGUGGAGCAUCACCAGACCUGGAGGAAUUGUGGGAGGGUAAAGAGAACGGUGUGCGAUUGGAGUUGAAUUACUGUCAAACAAACGGGUUGCCAGAGAAGACGGAGGAUGACGAAACAGAAGAGGGUGUUGUGAUUGACAAGAGCGUCUUCCUUGAUGAUGACAGUAACCAGGUUCUUCCUGUGGAAAAGUUCUUUGGAAACAUGGAAGUUGUGCAGGAUUGUCCACGGAGAUCUACGGCCACUUCGACCUUCAGCAGGAGGGAGCACAGGAGACGACAGUACUAUGCCAAAGAGGACAGUGAUGAAGAGGGCUACACAGAAAUGCAGCAAGAUGAAAUAGUUGGCACUUAAUUUACAGAAAUAACUCAUUCCUAUCAAUAGGAUGGAAUAAAAUUUGUCCUUAAACGACCUUAACAAGCCUAACUUCACAGUUGAGCCUGAUAACGUGGAUUCGUUCAACAGAACCAGGGUAUCAAGUUAAUGUUUUGCCAGCAUAUACCCUAAAGUUAUACAUCUUUGUAUUAAUAUUUGCACUAACAAAACUUUGCUUUUCAAUUAUCUAUACUGUAUAUUGUUUAAAUGGUACAGGUUAAGUGCUCAGAUAGUUUUAUUUAUAUUGUAUCUUUUACAAUAUUGUUACUGAAUGCCUUAUGUAUGCACAAUAUUUGUAGUCAAAGUUGCAUUGCCAAUACAAGAACUUAAAUGUUCAAA
This is a messenger RNA of Oncorhynchus gorbuscha (pink salmon), 1283 nucleotides long. Its product is annotated as UPF0688 protein C1orf174 homolog. The record is from RefSeq and is a predicted model, not a curated record. Lineage: Eukaryota; Metazoa; Chordata; Actinopteri; Salmoniformes; Salmonidae. The transcript has 4 exons. Bases 63 to 923 code for a protein of 286 amino acids.